AUGUCCUCAAAACUUAGGUCGUUCAGCCCGCCUCCGCCGCUACGUUCUUCACUUGUCAAGAGUCCCCCAGAUGCUGUGCCGCCGACGGACGAGCUCCAGUUGCUUCAAACGGAGCUCAUGCUUCUAAAGCAGAAGACAAUGGAUAGAGCAAAGAAGGCCGGAGAGGACCUGAAAGCUCUGGAGGAAUCAUUCAGACGGAUGAAGGAGCGAGAGAAAGGGAAAGCCAAGGCCAUUGAUAGAGUGAAGCGCGAACGCGAUUAUACACCCCUGCUUGAAGCCGAUGAUUCGAGGCUAUCCAAUCCCGUCCAUUCGCUCCCAUAUAAACCUCGAAAUACAUCGAUACCGCUGGGGUCAAUACCACCAUCAUCUACGCGCUCGUCUCUUGACCCCCGGCGAUCCCUCGCCGACGAUGCGCGGAAGAAGAAGAAGAAACGGAAACGAGAUAUCGACGACAGCGAUGUCGAGAUGGACCCUCCGCGACCACGAAAGGCAACUCCUCCGGUCACCCACAUACAUCCCCCAAAGGCACUUAAAACGACACCCUCGGUUUCGCAUCCUCCUUCAAAGCGUUCCCUUCUGCCUACCCGACCUCCCCUUCCACCGACACCUGUUGCGGGACCAAGCAAACCUACAGAGGUAAUGGAAGACUUUAGCAAACUGAAGCAACCUGCGCAGACUGUCGUAGCCACAUUCUAUACCAGUAUCGAGCCAUGGAUACGUCCAAUUAAGGAAGAAGACGUGGGUUUCCUAGAACACACAGGGGACGAGGUCGAACCUUUCAUCAUGCCCAAGCUCGGUCGACAUUAUACGGAGCUAUGGGAAGAGGAGGAUAUGGGGAUUUUGGCGAUGCCUUCCGAUGCAGAUCCUUCGAUAUUUGCUCCGCCGGAUCCUAAAUUUGAGCCGUCGCAACUGGGUGAAACUGAUGUCUUGAAUGAGGAGAAGGGACACGGACCACUGACGGAGAGAGUUAUCGCGGCGCUGUUACCCGCCCCAGACUUGACUUGGAAAGGCGUAAAGGCUGCGGAGGACGCGAUGGAAGGUCGUCCUGGUGGUAGUGGAGCAGCAGCGGCGCGAAGGGAGAAAAUGAACGUCACCGAUUUGGAAGCCAGAAUCCGAGAUACGAUGCGUAGUAAUGGCCUGCUAGAUGGCAUGCCUGAUUACUCAGAAAAGGUCGACGAUCCCAUAUCUACCGCACUUCGGCAAGCACAGCGUGAAUUACGUGUUGUACUUGCGACGAACAAGAAGCGCCGAGAACGUCUCGUGGCCAUCGCCCGUGAUCGGCUAGCCUACCAAGAAUACGUCGAGCUUCGUGAUUCGAUUGACAAGAACAUCAAUUCCUUAUUCUCGAAGUUGCAGAAGAAGGACGGCCCAAAGCUUGGGAGGAAAAAGAAAGGCAAAGCCUCUGAAGCGGCCGCUCCUACGCCGGUGCCACAGAAGACAAAUGGUAAUGGGGGCAAGCCUUUGGGUGGAAUAUCUGCAUUGCCGCCAUGUCCUGCGGCGCUUGGAUUAGGGCCUGACGACGAGAACAAGUUGGUGUUACCGGAGCACCUGAAGCAGUUGGUGGAGACGAGGCGGCAAUGGGUUGACCAGGUCGGAGCGGUGUUUGAGGAAAAGGAGAGGGAGGAGCCAGGGAGAGUAUGGGGUGUACCGAAGGAGAGUGUAUUCAGAGGGAUUGAAGACGAGGUUGAGGCGUUGUUGUUGGGUGGCUAUGGGAAUGGGAAGAAACCCGACUCACCGGUGGAACGACGUCAGUGGACCAGUAGCACAGGCGCGAGCGGUCAUGGCAAAGGAAAGACGAGAGCCGAUGCGAUGGAUGUUGGAUGA
Messenger RNA from Pleurotus ostreatus (oyster mushroom), 1824 nucleotides. It is a transcript of the gene NGG1, whose product is annotated as Transcriptional regulator. The record is from RefSeq and is a predicted model, not a curated record. The transcript has 6 exons. NCBI's taxonomy places the organism in Eukaryota, Fungi, Basidiomycota, Agaricomycetes, Agaricales, Pleurotaceae. Gene Ontology annotation, cellular component: SAGA complex. Gene Ontology annotation, biological process: regulation of transcription by RNA polymerase II. The coding region runs from base 1 to 1824 and encodes 607 amino acids. Gene Ontology annotation, molecular function: transcription coactivator activity.